CUACAUAAUGAAUUCUGAUGUAUCAAUAGGGACCAUUUUUUCAGUGACAAUUUUUUCUCUCUCAAAUUCUAUAUAUAUAUUUUUUCUACCCUUUUAUACAUCCCAAAUAAACCAACCCUGUUCAAGAGUUCUUGUUUCUCAAAGAUGGCCACAGAAGAAGAAAUUUCAACUCUGAAACUGAUGCGCCAAUAUCUCUUGGGAGAUAUUUCAGACCCGUUUCUCACCAACCUCAUCCCUGUAAAAGUUGAAGACUCCUCAUCAGAACUUGAUUUGGAUUCAAAGUUUUCAGAACAGAGCAGCUUCUGCAGGUUUCUAGAAUGCUUUGAUUUUGAAGCAGACAAAGAACUGUCAAAUCUCACUUCUAAUCAUAAUAUCCAAAACCCCUUUGCUACAAGUCCACUCCAGAAUUCUGAUUUGGAAGAUCCAAUUGUGCCAGUGAAAAAGGAAGUAACAUGUUGUUAUGAGGCAAGGCGUUACAGAGGAGUGAGGAGAAGACCAUGGGGGAAGUUUGCUGCAGAAAUCCGUGACCCCAAAAGGAAAGGUAGCAGGGUGUGGCUAGGCACGUAUGACAGUGAAAUUGAUGCUGCUAAGGCUUAUGAUUGUGCUGCCUUCAGAAUGAGGGGUCAGAAGGCUGUGUUGAAUUUCCCCUUGGAGGCUGGAAAGUCUCAUCCACAACCCAACACUUCUGGCAGGAAGAGAAGAAGAGACUACUCUGCAACUGUCACAACUUCAACUCAUAUUUUGAACAAAAUUAUAAACUACAUCACCCGAUGUGAUGUUAAAUGAUAAUCCAUAAAGCAUGAUGGAGAUGUGUCAAUGAGCAAGGACAAGGAUUUAUUUGAAGAACUUGAAGAACCUAUGACAAGGGCUAGAGUAAGGAAAGUAAGGGAAGCUCUUCAACAUGUGUUGUCCAUAUUAUUUGAAUACAAGUCCAAAUUUCAAGGAGAAAAGACCAAGGUUGUGAAUUGCAUCAUAGUCCAAAUGGAGAAGGACUAACACGCCACUUUGCUGCAGUUUUUUUAAGUUAUUAGUUUGUGUAAAUAAUGGUCUAAUCCUUUAUAAUAUUGGCUAACCAAAUUAUGUUUUUGGUUAAUCAAUUAAUGGGCUUUAAUUUGGUUUUAUUUCAAAUUGUGAUAAAGGCCUAAUGGACAACUUAGUCAUUAGCUCUUGAAAGACUAAGAGUAUGCAUACUUGAAUGUUUUUGGUGACU
Molecule: messenger RNA, 1210 nt
Organism: Vigna unguiculata (cowpea)
Lineage: Eukaryota; Viridiplantae; Streptophyta; Magnoliopsida; Fabales; Fabaceae
Product: ethylene-responsive transcription factor 6-like
Biological process (GO): ethylene-activated signaling pathway; regulation of DNA-templated transcription
Molecular function (GO): DNA binding; DNA-binding transcription factor activity
Source: RefSeq, a predicted model, not a curated record